This is a messenger RNA of Brassica oleracea var. oleracea, 693 nucleotides long. Its product is annotated as glutathione S-transferase T2-like. The record is from RefSeq and is a predicted model, not a curated record. The transcript has 3 exons. Bases 1 to 693 code for a protein of 230 amino acids. Lineage: Eukaryota; Viridiplantae; Streptophyta; Magnoliopsida; Brassicales; Brassicaceae.
AUGCCUACGGAUGAUGUUCUUCUCAUUAGCUCGUGGUUAAACACAAGCAAAGACUCUGUAGUUGGCAACAAGCAAAGAUCAGGAGCAUUUUGUCCAUCCACGCAAACUUCAAAGUUUGUUGACCUACUUAACAGUCAACAAACUAUUUCCUUCGGUAACUUUGAAGAUAGUAUCGAACUAUCUUCAAACUUUGGCGGCAUUCCUGCAGCGCGUAGUGUCGAACUAUCUUCAAACUUUGACGGCACUCCUGCAGCGCGUAGAGAAAGGAGGAAAUGGAUGCCUACGGAUGAUGUUCUUCUCAUUAGCUCGUGGUUAAACACAAGCAAAGACUCUAGAGAGGCUUGCCACUGCAAGCAGCGUUGGCACAAGAUCAGUGACCUCGUCUGCAAGUUUUGUGGAUGCUAUGAGGCUGAUACUAGAGAGAAAAGCUGCGGGCAAACUGAGAAUGAUAUACUCAAAUUGGCUCAUCAGAUAUUCUACAACAACCACAACAAGAAAUUUACACUUGAACACGCUUGGAAGGAGUUUUGGAACAACCAUAAGUGGUGUGAGCUAUCCACUGCCAAGAACGAAGGAAGCUCUAAAAAAGAAAAUGUGAGGACGGGGCAGAUUCAUCAAGCUCUCGAGCAACUGAAUCCAAGCGUCCUCCGGGUGUUAAGGCUGCAAAGGCUAGUGGGAAGAAGACGCUGGUGA